Gallus gallus (chicken) is the source of this 3334-nucleotide messenger RNA. It is a transcript of the gene C8orf34, whose product is annotated as C8orf34 homolog. The coding region runs from base 453 to 2315 and encodes 620 amino acids. NCBI's taxonomy places the organism in Eukaryota, Metazoa, Chordata, Aves, Galliformes, Phasianidae. The transcript is spliced from 14 exons. The record is from RefSeq and is a predicted model, not a curated record.
AGCGCGGAGCCCGGGCGCCAGCGGCCGCGCUGGCAGGAGCCCCCGGCCGGCAGCUCGGGGCGCGGCGCUGUGGCGAGGGCGGUAGCUCGGAGCCGCGGCUGCUCCCGUAACCAAGGCGCUGUCAGGCGCGUACACGCACAGACACACACACACAGCGCGGAGCAGAGCAGACUCGGGGCCGCCUUUGCAGCUCUUUCCCUUCUGCACAAUGCUGUGCUCCAGGCAGCGCCUGCCCGCCUCUCCCUGAGGGGACGGAGCCUGCCGCCGCCCGGCAGCCGGCUGCCCGCCCCCGCUCCCCGAGUUCGCUCCGUCCCGGGCACUUCGGGCGGCUGCCGCCCCUUCGCAGCGCCGUCCCCCGCUCCCUCUGUGGCAGCCCUUCGGCGGCGGGGGAGCAGCCGGGAGCAGCCGCCGCCGGGGAAGAGGAGCUCCAGCUCCCACCUCCGGAGCGCUUCAUGGCGUCUCACCAGCAAACCAGGAUCCAAGCCUACCUGGAGAAGAAUAAGAUCGGUCCUCUCUUCGAGGAAUUGAUGACCAAGCUGAUAACAGAGACACCUGACCAGCCAAUCCCAUUUUUAAUUGAUCAUCUUCAGUCUAAACAAGGGAACCGUGGUCAGCUUCAGAGAACACUGUCUGGCUCUGCCGCCCUUUGGGCAGAGAGUGAAGCAUCAGAAAAUAAAGGAACAAGGAGAGAUUUCAGAAGUUAUGAUAAGCCUUGGCAGGUAAAUGCAAAGAAGCCUAAAAAGUCAAAGAGUGACCUUGCCGUGUCCAAUAUUUCUCCACCAUCACCGGAGUCCAAGUCAUUGCCAAGGUCAAUAGAACAUCCUAAGUGGGAUUGGAGGACAAAACCGGAGAACCAUGAUUUUGAUGAGCUAAAUCAUAUUCUUCAAGAGAGCAAAAAACUUGGAAAAGCCCUUGAGAAUCUUUCUCGCAGCAUUGCUAUUUCUGAUGAACUUGAUAAGGAGACAACAGGUUUUAAUACCCCCCUUCUCAGACCUCGUGUGAUUGGAGAAUGGAUUGGUCGUGAAGAGAAUGAUGCUGAUCCCCUGGCUGCUGAGAUGUUGCAGCCACCAAUUCCAAGAAGUAAAAAUGAGCAGUGGGACAGUGAAGACAGCAGCAGUCCUGGUGGAAGCUUAAAAAUGGAGCCAAAGAGUAAAGGACUAAAACAGCAGCAGCAGCAACAUAAGAAACUGCUGGCUGCCAUGCUUUCUCAAGACUCCUUUGAUUCUGCUCACAGCACAGCUCCAUCUGUAACUGAAGAAGAUAUUGACAAUGAAGAUGAUGCAAUGGAACUGCUGGAGGAUCUUGAUGACCUAAGAAUGGAAGGAGUAACAAGUCUGGUGUCUUCUGGGAGCAAAUUCAAUCAGAGUAGAAGUGCUCAUCCUGCUGAACCCCAAGCAAAGGUCACGUUGAAUAUCUGUGCAAGAUGUGCCAGAUUGCAAGGAGAUAACAUGGCAGAAAGGCCAGAAGAUGUCUCCAUGGUAUCUCAAACUUCAGAGCCAGCUAUGUCAGACUCUGAUGCUCAGGUACCUGGGGUUGAAACACUUAUGGAAGAUAUUGAUGAAUUCGAGAGUGCCUCUCAAGUGGCAGCAUCUUCUCAGCCAGUUUGGACUAUGGAUGCCAUGGGUGUCAGAUCUGGCGGUUCCCCAAGGCAGAAACUCUUAAAGGACUCCUUAGCAGCAAAAGAACUUCAGACCAUGGAGAAGCACCUAGCUGAUAUUGAAAAGGACCUAGCGCUAUGGGAAGAAGCAAGGCUCUCAAGAAGCCCUAGCAUCCAGCAUCACAGUUUAGGUACAUCUGAUACUCAAGGCAAUCUUCAAGCUACACAGGGCCAAAAUCCGAGGCCCCAGGUGUCAACUCAAAUGGGAAAAAACAUUCAGCUCCAAGGAAACAAAUCGCCACCGCUGCCCACUAACAGCCGAGCGCAGGCCUCGAGUGUUACCAACAGCAGGCCUCCGACAGCUGGUGUGCAAACCAACAGGCCAUCAACUCCAUCAACGCCGGGGAGCAGACCUGUGACCCCAAACAGCUUGUUGUCACGGCCGCUUACUCCUAGCAAUCAAGGAAAUAAGGAAAGCAUCAUCAGUUUGCAUAGAAGUAGAUCUUUGACGUCAAAGAGCCAAAUGGGGAGGACCCUCAGCGCUGCUUCAGGGCUCUCUGUGCAAAUGAGUGGAGAUGUUGUCACUGUCACUGCUCAAAGAAGCAGUUUGUCAGAAGAUGAAUUCUUACAACAGCUUCAGCUUGCUCAUCAGCCUUGGAUAUUGCCGAAUGAUACAGAAAGUGAAGGAGUGGAAGCUGACCAAGACAAACGUUUGUGAAAUCAGUGGGAUUGUUGAAGAACAAUUUAAUAAAAACAAAAGUAUGGUGAUCAAAACUACACCUGAACGUUUGCUUUAGUUUAUACAUAAUAAUUUUAAAUGGAGUUAUUUUUCUAGUAUCAGCAGUACAUAAGGGGAACCACUCCGAUAUGUGGAUGCUGUAAUGCACUGAAUCAGAGUGCUUACUGUGGUACAGUGGCCUUAGGAAAGAAGGGUAGCUGUCACCUUUUAGUAUAAAGUUACUCUAAUGUUUUUGUUUAGAUUCUACCCCGUGCUAUUUUGGAUUGACAUUUGAUAAACUAAACUCUGCCUGACCAAAAUAAACUUUACUUAAAGACUGUAUGUAUUUUAACUUGUCUAAGGUUUUCUACUCCUUAUAUUUUUGUAAGCUUUGCUCUUUUUUAGAUUAACAGACAUGAAAGUGUUUGCCCACAUCUGCCAAUCUGUAUGUCCCAUUCAGGUCUCACAGAGAACUAGCUGUUUGCUCAUAGUCACCUGCAGAGACGGGCCUGGGGGAGUGAGUGAAUGAGUGUGUACAGGGAGCAGGAACAGGUGUUGCCUGUGUCACAUAGCUUUGUAUUGAGUUUAUCUGCUUUGAUCUUUAAAAUAAAUAAGGACUGUUAAAAAGGGAACAUAUCGAUAAGGAGUGAAGCAUGCAUGCAAAAAUAAAGUAUCUAAAGGAAUUUCAUAUGUAGAGUAAAACACUAUUUACCCAUAUGAGUUACUGAAUCAAAUUUGCUGUUCAAAAUGAACUAACUGAUAUAUGCUGUAUGCUUGGAAAUUUAGAAGAUGCUUUGGCACAGAUAUCAAAUGAAGGGAUGUGGCAGUUGCAUUUACUGAUUUCAUGUAUGUAUCUGUUAAUUCUGUCAAGUGUGUUUUCAGUUUCCUUUGUCUUCAAUUAUGUACAUUUGGUUCCUGUAUCUUAAACAUAACGAUAUACUGGAAUUGCUUGUGACUAUUAAAAACAGAAUAUAACAGAUCAUCUAUUUGUUUAAGGAAUAAAAAUGAAUUCUCUGUCA